Heterostelium album PN500 is the source of this 2241-nucleotide messenger RNA. RefSeq names its product MKT1 family protein. The transcript is spliced from 8 exons. The record is from RefSeq and is a predicted model, not a curated record. Gene Ontology annotation, cellular component: nucleus. Gene Ontology annotation, biological process: DNA recombination; mismatch repair. Gene Ontology annotation, molecular function: 5'-flap endonuclease activity; 5'-3' DNA exonuclease activity. Lineage: Eukaryota; Evosea; Eumycetozoa; Acytosteliales; Acytosteliaceae. Bases 1 to 2241 code for a protein of 746 amino acids.
AUGCCUUUAAAUAGAACUAUUGUUGAUUUCAUCGAGAAAUCACAUCUUAAAACAUCAAAGAUAUCACUGCUCAAUGACUAUCGUAUUGGUAUAGAUGCAAUGCAUUGGUGUCUACCGAAGCUACAACUAAAGGAACCAUUCCAAAUUACAAUGGGUGGUGCUCCUCUCACUUUAUAUAAUGUAAUUCAAUCUGAAUUAGAUAAAUUCAAAAAUGCAAAUAUCAAUCCAUUUUUUGUAUUCUCUGGACUAUCGAUUAUUAAAGACAGAAACAAUCAAUCGACACAAGCACAUCAACGUGCAGGUCGUCUCAGCACUGCUUGGGAAGCAUAUUACAAAGCAUCGUACCAAGCUGCCGAAAAACAAUUCUCUGCUGAAUCAGAGAAAACAUUAUUAUUACAAUUCAUUCCAUCGAUUGUUGCAUUUUUCAGACAGAACAAUAUCGAAUGUUUCAAAGCACCAUUCUGGGCAGCCGCACAACUAGCUCUAUUCUCUGAUCCCACUCAGAAGAACUAUCUCAAUGCCGUUUGGGGUGGAUACGAUCUUUUAUUAUUUGGAGUAUAUCGUCUCAUUGUUGAUAUUGAUUUCGAGAAAGGAGUAUUUGAAUGGGUAGAUUUGAAGAUGGUUUUACAAGAUUUACAUUUGACACACGAUCAAUUUGUUGAUGCCUGUUUAUUGUCUGGAUAUGAGUUUUGUCCGAUUUUCAGAACUUUCCAAAAUAACUUUAAUAACUUGGUGCAUUUCCGUGCCGCUUGCGAUAUGGUCAGACAAUUCCAAUCGGGUAUCGCCGUCAUCCAAGAUCACAGCUAUCUCUUCAACACUGACAAGUACAUGGAAGCAUUCAUGAAAACCAAAUGUCUUCUUCGCAACCACAUGGUCUACUACACCAACUGCAGUUGUGAACCAUUAUAUAAAGAUUUAACAUAUCAAGUUAAACCAAGUGAUUUAAAUUCAAUCUUUGGACCAAGACUUCCAAAUGAUCUCUAUUUCUACCUUUCACAAAGUGUAGUCAGUCCUCAGGUUAUUAAUAAUCUAAUUAGUGGAGUGUUGUUUGAACCGUAUCCAACUGCCGAUUCCGAGGAGUACCGCAGAAUGUUGGAGUAUCUAAAGGAAAUCAGAACAAAUACUCUUGGAUUGUUGUCGUGCACUCUGAACGAGGAAAUCAGUAACAAGUCCAUUAGAAACAUCCGUUGGUUCGAGCCAAAGGAAGAGGAGAUUCAACACUCAAAGAAACUGUCGACCGUCUUUGGCAAGCAGGCAAAACCAUUCAAUCUCACACCAGAGAUGAAGCAAGUCAUUCAAUCACUAAGCGGUUCCACCACUUUCCAAACUGUUGUCAAGUGUUUCGAAAAUGCAGUCGCCGCUGCCGCCGCCGCCACCACCUCAUCAUCAUCAACUCCCUCCACACCAACAACAACCACCACCUCCUCGUCAACACCAACAACAUCAACAACUUCCGCAUCUACUUCACCAUCCAUCGUCAACUCUGAUACUCAUUCAAAUGGUACUCCUAAAGAAAAUAGUCAAACAUUGGUAUUGAUGGGAUAUAUCCAAGAUGGAAAGCUUACAGUUUUUGGUAAAUUGUUGGCCAACAUUAAGAAUUCCAAGUUUUUGGAGGAGAUUAUUUUGGUUAUUGAGUUGAUCAGAUCACAAUGUAUCACCUCUGAUAAAUUGAAUUUCCAUCCAAAACCAACUUUUGAAGGUCCAGCUACCAACGCAUCCGCCGCAUUACUCUCAAGAAUACUUAGUAUUUUACCUUCUACCUUGGAUAAUACACCAUGGGGAGGACCAAUCGAUCAUGACUUGAUGGCAUUCCAUGAGAUCUCUAGAACUCUCUACAAAUCGAUUAGAAAUCUUGUUGAGAUUUCCGCUCUUUCCAAUUUCCUUACACACAAGAUCGUUUUGGAGCCAUCAGAGUACUCUAGCUUCUCGAAUAACCUGCCGUUCUUUGUCCAACCAAAUGCCAGUAUGGGAUUGAUGGCCAAGGGUAUGAUCCUUGAGGAUUUGUUGAUCGAAGACAUGGAGUCGAUCUUCCCCAACUGUAUCUCCAUCGAGAAGGAUCUCGAGAGAGCCACUGACUUCCUCAAUGAAGUCAUGCAAAUUGUAAAGACACUCCACACCGAAUCACUCGUACAACAAUCACUCUACGACAAUUUUGUCGAAGCAGAGUCCAUUUGGAAUAGAAUCAGAAAAGAUCAAAUUGAAGACCUUGAAGAAACCAGACAACAACAACAACAACAAUAA